AUGGAUAUUGACACCCAGCAGGGAUCGUACUUCCCGCAGGUCCUUCUACACAGGAAAGCGCUGUCUGCUUCGCCAACAUUACAUAUUCCCUUGAUAAGGGAUUUCGGUCACUGUGAAAACAUGUCUGGAAAGCCACGCCGCCGUGGUGGUGCAUUCGGAAAUGGAAAUGGUACAGCACGUGGCAGCCAGAGUGCAGGUGCUUCUACUGGAUCUGGAUCUAGCGAAGCUCCCCCGGAUCUAUCCCGACUCUCACUAGGCCCAUCCAACAUUCCCACUGCCGUCGAUGGCAGUUGGCUUCAAAUGGCUCCGCCCGUUACUCCACCUGCUCGCAGGCCGGUCCCCGGAGACCUCGUCGAUCCCAAAAUGUUCAGCAAGUUGCUCGAGGACAUUCGUAAAUACGCAAAGACCGCAGAAUUUCCGCUCCGGAAGAUGUUCCACACCACAAGGGCCUCUGUUUACACCAAUCACUUUGCCCUGAAGCUUGACCCCAAAUUGCCAUUAUAUCAAUACGAGAUCAAAGGAAUGCCGACUAAUAUGGGAAAGCGGAAAAAGAAGGCUCUUGUUGAUGCAUUGAUUAACAAGACCGGUUUCUUGAGGAGCCAUCAAGCUGAGUUUGUGACGGACUUUCGUUCACUCAUCAUCUCCUGGGUGCAGUUCCCCGAAGAGACACUGGACCCCACUCCUGUCCAUUACAGAGAUGACAGAGAGGAUGAAGAAGCCAUCGUUCUUGAGCUCGCCUACAAUGGGGUUGUGGAUACGCAACUGCCCAGAGAGUAUAGUGAGGGCAAGGCUGAACCCACAGAACGUACACGCAAGGCACUCACGGUUAUUGAGUGUGCCCUCAAUUUAGUCAUUUCGAAGGCUAUGAAUCACAGAGACUCCUUCUCUUUGAGAGCAAACAAGAUCUUUGUGACUAGUGGUCACUCACCUCUCGGAUCGUCUUUGUGCGCAAUGCGCGGCUACUUCUAUUCCAUCAGGCCCGGCAUGGGCCAGAUCCUUCUCAAUCUCAAUGCUUGCACGAGCGCCUUCUACAAUCCCAUCCUCGUUAGCCAAUUCGUGUCGGACAGAAAAACUUUCAAGAAUGAGGCUGCCGGCUUUGCGGCUUUGCGGGGUGUGAGGGUCCAAUUGAUGUAUGAUCCAAAGCACAGUGGAAAACAGCCAAGAUCCAAUGCCUCCACUAUUGCAGCUCGGAUCAAGACGAUCAUAGCAGAAGGCGGUCCCUGUGAUGAGCAAGGCUUCACCCUGAAAGAGGGUGGUAAAAUGACGAUAAAGGAUCAUUUCGAGAAGACCUACAAAAUGCGCCUACAGUUUCCAAAGUCGAGUGCGGUCAACUGUGGUACAAGAGAAAAUGCAAUGUGGUACCCUCCCGAGGUGCUGCAGAUCUUACCAUACCAGCUGUUGAAAGGCAGGCUCCCGGAGGCGCUUUUGAGCGACAUGAUUGAGGUUGCCUGCCAUCACCCAGCAGAUGGCCGCGCACUGAUCGAGCAUGAGGGUCUCGUUUUGAUGGGUUGCCACAACGGAAAAGGCUUCGCACCAUUUCGUGCAUGUCCGCCCAUCUUGAUUGAUCCUCGUAUGCUCAAAGUUCCUGCCGCUGAGCUCCCAAUCCCAACGGUCACGUAUGGUGGAGCGGCAUCGAAAAAUCGAGCGGCAGUCAAGGACGGCAAGUGGAACCUCGCCGGCCGCACUUUUCUACAACAAGGCUCUAUCAAACUCAAGUUGUUCAUCAUCUUUUCCCCCGAAGGUGGUCCGCUUCCAGGUGAUUCCUUGAAGUUGUUUACCGAAGGUUUUGUUGAGAAUGCCCGCACCUACGGCAUGACAUCGCACACAGUGGUUGGUGGUAAAACAAGUCGAGUCUUUACAAGUUUGGAGGUUGCGGAGGAAGUGUUCAAUGAAGCCAAGAGCAAAGGCGCCAACUUCGUUCUGCUGGUCCUGAGCAAGAAGAAUACCGUCGCAUAUUCGAUACUCAAGGAUCUCGCCGAUCGAAAAUAUGCUCUGCAGUCGCAGUGUGCAGUCUACAAAUUGGACAAAUUCGGGCUUCCGUUUGGAGACCAACAAUGGGGCAACUUGAUGAUGAAGGUUAAUUUGAAGGCCGGCGGGACCAACCAUACUAAUGCGGAUGUCUCGAAAGUCCUGGCGAACACGUUGAUUCUCGGAGCAGACGUCACGCAUCCCGGACCGGGAGCGCUGCUAGGGACGCCCUCUAUCGCAGCCAUUGUCGGUUCAGUAGACCAGCACGGCGGGAAAUUUCUUGGCUCCAUGCGACUUCAGCCCCGGGAUUCUGCGUGUGAAGACAUCAAAGAUGUGAAGGGCAUGGUGUCGGAGCGCAUUCGGGCAUGGUUCAUCCACUUCAAGAAACUUCCUGCAAACAUAUUGUACUAUCGGGACGGUGUCUCUGACUCGCAAUACGCCCAGGUCAGAGAUGGCGAGUUGCCACAGAUUCGCGCAGCUUUCAAGGAAGCCGCCAAAACAUGCAAUGUGAUGAACAACAAGUUCAAAUUGACAGCCGUGGUGGUCGCGAAGAGACACCAUGUGCGCUUUAUGCCGGGCACCGACGAUCCAAACUAUGCAAAGCUGGACCCCCGGAAGGAGGCGAACGGAAAUUGCAAACCGGGUACGCUCGUCGACACGGUGGUCACCUCACCCUACUUUAGCGAUUUCUACCUUCAGUCCCACGAUGGUAUCAAGGGUACCGCGAUACCGGCACACUACUUCCAGUUGACCUACAAGCUCUGCUACACCUAUGUCCGCGCCACGAGAGCAGUGUCUUACGCUCCACCCGCAUACUACGCUGACCGACUCUGCGAGCGUGGCCGUAUAUACCUCCGCGACUUCCUCACACCCGACCCCCAAUCCACACUCAAGCAGGCACACUCGCAAAAACAAGACGAGGUCAAGAAGGCGCUACAGGCUGCCCGCGAGGCCAGGUACAAGCACCUGCGUACAGAAGUCACCGAAGGCAAGAAAACAUGGCUGCGCAAGUCUGCGGCGGAAAAGGAGCAGGAGCAAAGGGAUGAGAGACGUGUGGAGGAUGUGGUUAGGGCGUGGACGUUUGAGCAGGCGACUCCGGUGUUUUAUAGCGCGGAGGUGGCGAAGAAUCCGUGGGCGGAGUGGGUGGGGCAGACUAUGUUUUGGAUGUGA
Plenodomus lingam JN3 is the source of this 3138-nucleotide messenger RNA. The record is from RefSeq and is a predicted model, not a curated record. Lineage: Eukaryota; Fungi; Ascomycota; Dothideomycetes; Pleosporales; Leptosphaeriaceae.